This is a messenger RNA of Dimorphilus gyrociliatus, 1073 nucleotides long. The record is from the annotation of a GenBank genome assembly. NCBI's taxonomy places the organism in Eukaryota, Metazoa, Annelida, Polychaeta, Dinophilidae.
AAUGACGUCAAUGGUGGAAUUACCUCAAAAGCUCAAUUUCCAUAAAAGGUAUUGAAUCACUAGAUCUAAUUUCGUAAUGUCAAAAAAAAGUGUUUGCAAAAUUUGCAAUGACCAACACGUCACCAUUGAAAAUUUUACGACAGCUAACUAAAACUAUAAGAGCUGAUGGUAGAAAAUAUAGAGAUUUCAGAAGGAGAAUUUCUCAAGGUGACCCUAACAGUCCAGUAGGUGGCGUUAGCCAACUCUCUAACUCCGCCAAUUUUAUGGAGGAAAAUGAUGAAAACCCGGGCUCCGUCGAAGAAGAUUGCAAUAAAAUUGAAGCAAAUAAACUCUCACAAAACUUAUGCAAAUUUGGUGAGAGCUAUGGUCUUCCUGCAGAGCGUCGGUCAACAGCGUCCUUUGUAGAGGACGACGAGUUCCAUUACCUGAAAGGAGAAAAAGUUCAGAGGUCACGAUCUUUAAAGACAUAUAAAACUCCUCCAGGAACACCGCAUCAGAAAAAGGUGGUUAGAUUUGCUGAUGCUUUGGGUUUAGAUUUAGAGGAUGUAAGAACUAUUAUGAACAAAGAUUCCCCUCCAUCUAUACCAGCAUCGGCAAUAGAGCCAUUAAAGAAAGGAUUAGAGGAAGAACAAAAUGGUAAUAAACACAUCGUUGUCUGCUUUGAACAACCGGGAACGUCUGUCAAUUUUCUGAAUCGAGUUCAUUACCAGAAGAUCUGUUUGGAAAGUGUUCAAGUGGAGGAUCAAACUGUUUCAGGAAUAAUUCGAGUGGGAAACAUUGCCUUUCACAAAACAGUAAUAAUCAGAUACACUACGAAUGAAUGGCUCGAUUAUGUAGAUGUUUUUGCUUCAUAUGUUUUAAAGUCUUGUGAUGGCAAGACUGAUAAAUUUUCUUUCACACUUUCUAUUCCUGAUUCCUUUAGAAUUGGACAUAGAUUACAGUUUGCCCUAUGCUAUAAAAUAGAAGGGGCAGAAUUUUGGGAUAAUAACGGAGGUAAUAAUUAUGUGCUAGAGUGUUUCGCACAUUCUUUCCCUACUUUGGAUUCCGAUAGAACCUGGAUUCAUUUCUUAUGA